UGCUCGGAAUGCUCAUUGCUUAAUGCCCAAUGCCCGCACCGGCAUUGGCGGCAUCGCAGUAUCGCACGAGUGACGACUGACGAGUGUGCACGUCGUAAGGCGACGAUAACGUUGUGUGGAGAUCACUAUAAUAGUAUAAUACUAGAUCAGUUUAUCAUGGUAACUACUUGCUUGUAAGUUGUAGUGCGCCGUUCACUGUUCACGUGAAAGCCGAACGACCGAACCGACUACGCACACGGGCGCUCUCGGUCCAACACCAAUCAUCAUCAUCGUCGCCGUCGACGACUACAGACGAACGCUGUAACGCACGCCGCUCUUGCUUCUCGUGCGGUAAACACUUCACGUAACCACUAACCUCCCAUCAUCGUCGGGCCUGCCGAUUGCGAGCGUUCGUUAAUUGCGGAGAUGGCUCGACAAUUGUUGGACGCGUGUCGUGUUAAGCCCGUAAUUUCAAUUGUGUUCUUUUGCCGUACAUUAUUUUUUACGAAAUAUAACUUUACUCAUCAGUAAUCAUAAAUUAUAAUAUUAUUAUUACCAUUAGGUACUGUUGUCUGUAACGGUUAGUAUCGUUGCUUUAAUUGUUAUUACUACAUACAUACAUAUUUUACAUAUAUAUAUUUUUUGUACAAGUGGUUUUGAGUUAGUUUUUUCAUUACUUACCAAAACUCGUAUAGUUUAUUUUAAUGUUAUUUUGACUAUGUGAAGUUAGUGCGCCGUCAAUCGUUGACACUUUAUGCAUAUACCCAAUCCGUGUUAGGGUAAACUCUUUAUUGUAAUUUAUUAACCGUGCUGGUAAAGUUUCAUACCAAGAAUAAUGUUUGCAAAAGUCAGUCUGCUGUGUGUGGUCCUGAUAGCCACGGCCAUAGCCAGUUCACUCCCAGUAGAUGAAAAUGAAGAUCUACUACCUACAAUUGUACCGGACGUUGGCGAUUCACUGACGUCUGAGCAAACAACGAAACAUACACCUACCGUUUCUCUGGGAUUGGUACAUGCCUUCGUUGCUUCACUUUCUGUGAUAAUUGUCUCGGAGUUGGGCGACAAAACAUUUUUCAUUGCCGCUAUUAUGGCCAUGCGACAUUCAAGAAUUACAGUAUUCACAGGUGCUAUAUCUGCUCUUGCACUUAUGACCGUCUUAUCAGUUUUAUUUGGAUAUGCAGCAACAGUUAUACCUCGAGCGUACACAUAUUACAUAUCAACAGCUUUGUUUGCUGUGUUUGGACUUAAAAUGUUAAGAGAAGGUUUCAAAAUGUCUCCUAAUGAAGGACAAGAUGAACUUGAAGAAGUACAAGCAAAUUUACGACGAAAAGAUGAUGAGAACAAGAAGAAUAAUAAAGAUGCGUCUCCAGUCACCGAGAAAGACGAUAAAUCGCCUGCGGUUAUGCCAUCCGUGGUUGAAACUAUCAACGUGACUGUUGACAAUAGUACUGACUUUAAGGAUGCAGACAUUGAACAACAGGCCCCAAAAAGAUGUAGAUUACGAUUCGGCAGUAAGAGUUUGUUGAUUGUGUCAAAAACUCUGAUUCAAGCUUUUACUAUGACAUUCCUCGCAGAAUGGGGAGACCGUAGUCAAUUAGCCACUAUAAUUUUGGCAGCUAGAGAAGAUGCUUAUGGUGUUGCACUUGGAGGAGUCUUAGGACAUUCUUUAUGUACAGGAUUAGCUGUUAUCGGUGGUCGUUUUAUUGCUCAAAAAAUAUCUGUUCGAACUGUAACUAUUGUGGGCGGUGUUGUAUUUAUAAUGUUUGCCGUGACUGCAUUAAUGUUUGAUCCAAAUGAAGGAGAAACGUAGCCAUGGGAACGUCAUAACAUCUAUUAAGGCCAUUGCAAAAGCUCCAGUGUCAGAGCUCAGCAUACUUAGUUCAUCUGUGAUAUUUAUAUUUCACUACUCUUAUUUUAGUGUAUGCUUUCAUUCAAGUUUAAAAUUCAAUAAUAUUGGAUAAUUUUUGUAUUAUUGAUUUAUAUAUAUGUUAUAUUUGUAUAAAUAAAGUAUUAUUAAUGAGAUUUAUUGCCAUAAGGUAUAACAAUGUAUAGUAUAUAAACUGUGAAUGAUAAUAAAAUUGAUAUAUUUGCCUAAA
Metopolophium dirhodum (rose-grain aphid) is the source of this 2072-nucleotide messenger RNA. RefSeq names its product transmembrane protein 165. Gene Ontology annotation, molecular function: calcium ion transmembrane transporter activity; manganese ion transmembrane transporter activity. The record is from RefSeq and is a predicted model, not a curated record. The transcript has 6 exons. NCBI's taxonomy places the organism in Eukaryota, Metazoa, Arthropoda, Insecta, Hemiptera, Aphididae. Gene Ontology annotation, biological process: Golgi calcium ion homeostasis; calcium ion transmembrane transport; manganese ion transmembrane transport. Gene Ontology annotation, cellular component: Golgi apparatus. Bases 815 to 1786 code for a protein of 323 amino acids.